UUUUUUACAAAAUUGCAGGUUUUUGGAGCAUCGUGUCGGGGUGUGUCUGAUUCUGAUUCAAGAAUUAUUAUAAUAAUAGUAUUAUUAUUGUGAUUUCUUAUUUGUCAAAAUUUUUAAUUCUUGAGAUAUUUUAUUAUAUUUACCUUAAUAAGAGUGGGAGGAUUCAGGAAGUCUAAAGAUUCUAUUCUUUUAGUAUAUAAAUAGAGGUUUUUUUUUCUUUUAUCAAUCCAUUUUUCAUAUACUGUUGCAGAAAAACAAAAAGCCUUGUUUGUUAAACAGAGAAUCAAAAGUGAGAGAGACGAAGUUUGGUUAGUCCCACAUCACAAAUUUCUCAAACAAAGCUAUAAUGGAGAUGAAUAUGAGCUUUUCUCAUGACAUGGAUGAUGAAUAUGAGAAAUUCAUUAGAAGAAUGAAUCCACCCAGUAUUACUCACCUUUCUUGUCAGGGUUGUGAUUGACAAUGAAUCCUGCAAAAAUGCAACUGUGAUAAGGGUUGAUAGUGCAAACAGACAUGGAAUCCUUCUUGAAGUUGUUCAAAUCCUUACUGAUAUUAAUCUUAUUAUUACUAAAGCUUACAUAUCUUCUGAUGGCAAUUGGUUCAUGGAUGUUUUUAAUGUUACUGAUCAAGGCGGAAACAAGAUCCUAGAUGAAGGGAUUCUAGAUUAUAUAAGGAAGUCUCUAGGACCAGAAUCUUGUUUCAUGCCUUCAAUAAGAUCAGUUGGGGUGAAGCAAUCAAUGGAUCACACUGCGAUCGAGUUGACAGGAAGUGACAGACCAGGAUUGCUGUCUGAAGUGAGUGCUGUCCUAAGGCAUCUUAAAUGCAAUGUAGUAAAUGCUGAAGUUUGGACACAUAACACUCGUGCUGCCGCUGUGAUGCAAGUGACUGAUGAGGAAACAGAAACUGCAAUUACUGACCCGGAAAGGCUAUCCAGGAUAAAGUCACUUCUUUGCAAUGUUCUUAAGGGAAGCAACAAAUCAAGUUUAGCCAAAACUGUUGUCUCUCAUUCAGUCACACAUACCGAGAGAAGGCUUCACCAGAUGAUGUUUGCUGAUAGGGAUUAUGAACGAACUGGGGGCGAUGUCUUGGACCACAGACAAAGGCCAAAUGUUGAUGUUGUUAAUUGGCAUGAUAAGGACUAUUCAGUGGUUACCAUUAGGUGCAAAGAUAGGCCGAAACUUCUCUUCGAUACUGUUUGCACCUUGACAGAUAUGGACUAUGUAGUAUUUCACGCAAAUAUUGAUACUUUGGGGCCAGAUUCUUAUCAGGAAUAUUACAUUCGACAUUUAGACGGAUCCCCAGUGAAAUCUGAUGCAGAGAGACAAAGGGUAACCCAAUGUCUUGAAGCAGCGAUCGAGAGAAGAGUAUCUGAGGGUUUGAAGCUAGAACUUUGCACAACAGACAGAGUGGGAUUGCUGUCUGAUGUAACUCGGAUCUUCCGAGAGAACAGCCUGACAGUCACCCGAGCAGAAGUGACAACAAAAGCAGGCAAAGCUGUGAACACGUUCUAUGUUCGUGACGCAUCAGGCUAUCCUGUAGAUGUUAAGACCAUAGAUUCUAUCAGACAAGUUCUUGGCCAGACCAUUCUAAAAGUUAAAGGUAACCCUGACGACAGUAAACCAGUUUCCCAGGAAUCUCCAACCAGGUUCCUUUUUGGUGGUCUCUUCAAAUCAAAAUCUUUUGUCAACUUCAGCUUGGUUAGGUCUUAUUCUUAGGAAUCUAUAUAUAUAUAGGUCCUUUGACGUGUAAAUGAAAACCCACUUUGAUUUAGAUGAUGGAUUCCAGUUUAGAUGUUGUGGAGUCUAAGAAAUCAUUUCUCAGUUCUGGUAUUGGAAAUUAAACCACAGAAAUAGAAAUGGAAGGACGUGUAAAUAUGGGAGCUCACCCCUUUUUUUUUUUUAUUUACUGUGUAUUCAAUCUAUAGUUGGAUCCACAAAUGCUAAAAAAUGAAACAAUGACUUUCUGUACAAAACCCAAGUCUCUCAAUUUUCAUUGCUUUGAUUAUCUUUA
Molecule: messenger RNA, 2007 nt
Organism: Gossypium raimondii (Peruvian cotton)
Lineage: Eukaryota; Viridiplantae; Streptophyta; Magnoliopsida; Malvales; Malvaceae
Product: ACT domain-containing protein ACR4
Exons: 8
Coding region: 600-1712 (370 amino acids)
Source: RefSeq, a predicted model, not a curated record